Molecule: messenger RNA, 939 nt
Organism: Colletotrichum phormii
Lineage: Eukaryota; Fungi; Ascomycota; Sordariomycetes; Glomerellales; Glomerellaceae
Exons: 1
Coding region: 123-758 (211 amino acids)
Source: RefSeq, a predicted model, not a curated record
GGGUUCACGUCACCGCCCUGUUGGCAGACCACGGUAACGUUAGGCGUGAACCCUGUACAAAUACUGACAGGUUCCCUCGGGCAGGUAUCUUGUUCCGUACCGCCUUCCUCAGGCGAACAGACAUGAAUGGAUUACUAGGUGCAGCUAGUUCGAUUUUUGACACUCGCCUGCACAAUGGACGUCGACCGAACCAAGCACCCAAGUUCGCAUUACCUCACCUUUUUCUCCCAUUCCCUCCCGUGUGUCUGUUUCCCAGCACACACCACCGUCUCUUGAAUCGCGUACCUCGUCCUCAGGUAUUCCUCAAGGGCCUCGUCUCUGCUUCUACUGCGUACCCAAGGUACCCGUACGCAGUAGAUCUGACCAUACAGUGCUCGCCCUGUGUACAACAACCGUCUCCGACGCAGGCAUUGGCAGGCGCUUCCUCGAAAUUUUCUCAAUUGCCCUUGGAAAUCAGGAAGGAACAUGGGUGCUUGUACCUUCCUGGCUUGCUGCGCAGCAGACUGUCGCGCGGUCUCUCCCCGUCUCUCUUCUUCUUUUGCGCGGUCCUGGGCUGUCUGCGUAAUUUAUUCUUGCUUCUGCGUGUAGGUGUGCAUGGGAAAAUUUCCUUCUCUUUCGGAAUUUCCUACCUUUGCCUUCCACAUCCCGCUUCUCUGCCCAUUGGGCCCUGCCUCUUCUUCGUCUUCGUCAUCAAUCUGCCGCUGACCUGUUCUUUGACUGCACGGCUGACUCUGACUCGACCAAAAUUCCAUCACUGAGAAUCAGUCCUCGAAACGGGACACACAAGCAACAAUCCGGCAAAUCCUCUGAUAUUUAUUACCUCAGCCCCAAAGUGGAUUGAGUGCAAAAAAGGAAAGAAGCAAAACGGGUCACCCUCCCACGUCCACCUCCCACACCUUCCCAGUCACCCACCACACUGAUUUUCACUCUCUUGCAUCC